Messenger RNA from Neoarius graeffei (lesser salmon catfish), 6329 nucleotides. RefSeq names its product NBR1 autophagy cargo receptor b (gene nbr1b). Gene Ontology annotation, biological process: macroautophagy. NCBI's taxonomy places the organism in Eukaryota, Metazoa, Chordata, Actinopteri, Siluriformes, Ariidae. The coding region runs from base 117 to 3047 and encodes 976 amino acids. Gene Ontology annotation, molecular function: ubiquitin binding. Gene Ontology annotation, cellular component: phagophore assembly site. The transcript has 22 exons. The record is from RefSeq and is a predicted model, not a curated record.
GCUGAUGUAAACACAGAAGACAGGUUUCGGUGAAGCCGAGUCAGAUUUUAAUCGCCUGGUUUUUAAAGCGGCUGUAAGUCUCUAUGCAGCGGCUCGGAGGCUGUUAUUAAGCCGCCAUGGACUUGUACAUCAACCUGAAGGUGAAUUUUCGGGGCAACACGAAGAGUUUCCUGCUGUCCGGCUCCGAGACCAAGAGCUGGGAGUGCAUGGAGGCCACGGUGAAAAGAUCUUUCAGCUUGUGCAGUUUACAGCUGACGUACUUCGAUGAGGAAAAUGAAGAGGUGUCCAUCAACAGCCAGCUGGAGUAUGAAGAGGCUCUGAAGAGCGCAGCGCGACAGGGCAACAGGCUGCAGAUGAACGUGUACGAGAGCAGAGGGACGACCGGACGAGUUCCUGGUCCCGUCCCAGGCCCGGGUUUGUCCCAGAUGAAAUCUGGAAGCCUGACAGAGCCGAAGAAAGGAUUUCGACCUCCUCAGCACUGCCCGAGCCUGGCACAGGCGGUGAGCCAAAAAGUUCAGGCUGCUGUGCCUGAAGAGGGUUUAGUGACCCUUAAUGAGCUAAAGGGCGGUAAAGCAGAGGAUAAAACGCCUCCAGCCUGGUUUACCUCUUACAUGGAGAAGUUUAAGGAUCAGGUGGUCCGUGAGGCUGUGGAGAAGAUCUGCAGGGAGUUUUCAGGCCAGUGCUGCAUCCACAAACCCCUGGGAGCCGAGGCUCAGGUCUCGGAGGUUUCCUCCUCCACGCUGCCUGGAGCUCCGAGCUCGGCUCCGGCCUGCAGCAGCUGCAGGGGACAGACGGCGGGCGGAGGAUACCAGUGCAGCGUGUGCACGUCCUGCACCCUGUGUGAGCCGUGUAGCUUCUCACAUGAUCCAAGCCACAACCUGGUGAGAGCUCGAACGCCUCUGUCCAUCCCCGAGCGCGGAUCUCCAGCUCCAGAUCAGAGCAGGUUCUACAGACGGGGAGACCGGAGCUUUCGCAAGGCUGAGAAACAGCGCUUGAAGGCAGAGAAGCGGCAGCUGAAGGCGGAGGUGAAGGAGAUCAGGAAGCAGCUGAGGAUGGAGAGGAGGAGUCUGCAGUGGGGCUGCGCGGGAGACGGAAACUCCUCUCCUGUGCUGCUACAGCCGCGAGCCACGCAGGCCAACAGCCCCGAGCGUCCGAAGCGUCCGUGUCCUCUAGCUGUCCCUGCCAUGACGGCGCUGCUGCUGGACGAAAAUCUGCCGGACGGCUCACGCCUGAGGCCUGGGACCAAAUUCAUUAAAUACUGGAAGAUGAAGAACAGCGGCACGAUGAGCUGGAACUCAGAUACCAAACUGAAGUUCAUGUGGGGGAACCUGGCCGUGGGUUCGGGGGAGAGGUGGAGGGAGGUGUCCGUGCCCACACUGCAACCAGGUCAGGUGGGAUUAGUGAGUGUGGCUCUGUGCGCCCCCACCCUGGAGGGCACCUACACCUCACACUGGCGCCUGGCGCAUGGCGGAGAGCAGUUCGGGCCGCGGGUUUGGUGCAGCAUCGUUGUGGAUCCCGACGCGCCAACUGCCAUCUCCGCUGACUGCCUGCUGGUGUCUCCAUGUGUCACUCCUCAGGAGAAAUCCGCUCGGACCUUAGAGAGGGAGGAGAAAAACCGGACGGCGUCCCGGGAGCCGCUGCUCAUCACCGUGGAUCAGGACUGCAAUCAGGAGUUUUACAUUCCGUCUGUGGAUCUGCUGACGGCGCAGGACUUGCUGUCGUUUGAGCUUCUGGACAUUAACAUAGUGCAGGAGUUGGAGAGCGUUCCCAACAACACUCCCGCAGAUAUCACUCCCUGCAUUUCUCCUCUGCCCCAUGAUGCACUGCUGCAGGACAAAACUCCUCCAGGCCUCAUCCAGGAGGAAGCUGAGGACGAAGCCCAAGCAGUCAACAGCAUUCUGGACGUUGCUCAGGCUCCAGAGAUAGGAGGAGUUCCCGCCCAGGAGAAAGGAGAGGAGGAUGUGAUUGGGCGUCAGUUUGUGAGCGAGUCUGUGAUUCGUUCUCUCACGCUGGGAGGGGUGUUGGAUCACAGCAUCCUGCAGGGGAGAGUCACCACCACUGUGUUGCGUCCAGCACCGCAGGGCUCCGUGUCUCUCUGCGAGAGGAGGAUGGAGAGAACGUCAGAAAGCACUGAUGUUCCGCUCUCGGAUCCUCCUAAAGCCGAGCCGGAGGAACUUCUGGAUCCUUCUCCUCUCGUCUCUGUUCCAGCUGAACACAUCACUGCAGAUGAAGGGAACGAGUCAGACAUCGAGCAAAUCGUGGUGGAUCCGGCUGCGGGAGGCGAGCACUUUGAGGAGGAAGAGGACUCCAAGGAGAGGAAGAAGAAUAAGGAGGAGGUGGAGAAGGAGGAAAAUAAAGCGAAAGAUGCAGAGGAGGGUAAAGAGAGUCGCAGCAGGACAUCGUCCGCCUCCUCGGAGGAUUACAUCAUCAUCCUGCCAGACUGUUUCGACACGACCCGUCCUCUCGGAGAGUCCAUGUACAGCUCGGCCGUGUCUCAGCAGGGAGACGAGAGCCCAGAGCGUCUUAGCGCAGACGCUAACGACAUGCUGUGUGCAUCGCAGACGCUGGACUCGGUGCCUCUCACUCCUGUGAUCGUAGCUGCACCAAGACCUUCAGCCAAGUCCAGCUCGGAGACGGAGGAGCAGCUCAAAGCAGCAGAGACGCCACAGGAGGAGGAGCUAAACCAGGCUGGGGGCAAAGAGGAGGAGGAGCCAGAAGAUCAUGACUCUGCGUCCAGUCCCUCAGACACGGCGAACUCUGAGAUCCAGGAGCUGAAAGCGAACAGUAUAACAGGAGGUCUGGUGAAGGGCGCGCUGUCCGUCGCAGCUUCUGCGUAUAAAGCUCUGUUUACUGGACAGUCCGGUCCUGAACAGCUUCCUGAAGAAGCGGCUACUCAGGAUGCCAUGAUGGCUGUCCUGGUGGAGAUGGGCUUCGCUGAUCGGGCGCUCAAUCAGCGUUUGCUGCAGAAACACGGCCCGAACCUCCUGGACGUCGUAAAUGAACUCGUGCACAUGCAGGACAACGACUGGUACACCACACGCUACUGACACACUCGCAUAAUCCACUUCCUCGUCUCUCCUUCCGUCUCUGUGUGUGAGUGUGUGUGAGAGAUGGAGACGGACCGUGAUCCAGUCCUGAGUGUUUCUGUGGGUCAUGUUGAGGGAAACGGGGAUCGAAUCCUGAUUAGAGAGCUCAUGAGAAUUCCUUUUCAGCAGCGCCUGUGUUUCAGAGCGAACUAAUGAACUGCAUUUACGUUUGUGUCGUUAUAAGAAUUGUUGUUAGACUGGCAGUCAAAAGUUUUUGGACACCUUGCGAAUUUUUACGUUUUCAGAGUGACGUUUGAUUUUCAGCAGCCCCUGAACACGUUUGAGAAACGGAGACGUGAGGCUGAUGAUGGCGAGAACGCAGACUGACAGACCUGUGCUGCUGUUAAAGUGCUGUAGAAGUUUUGCAAAUGCUUUUGGAAAAGAUUCUAAAUGUAAAGAAGUUAAUGAAGCCUGAUUAGCGCACAUCACACAUCAAAGAGCUUCCUUUAUAAACAGUGUGUGUCCUUUUUUUAAAUAUAUUUCUAAACUUAAAAAAAAAAUCAGGAAGAAGUUUCACAAAGUUGUGGAGCUUAAUUAAACUGAAACAAGUCUUGCAGAGGUCUAGAAAAAACUCUGGAACAAGUCUCAGAAUUUUGGAAAAAGUGGAUUUGAAGAUGGGAUGGAAAUUUAUUUAUUUUUUCCUGGCAAAAGUCUGGAAUUAAAAAAAAAAAAACAUUUAGAGCAAGUUUCCAAAAGGGAUUGGAGUUUAAUAAAAUGAUCUGGAAUAAGUCUUAAGGUCUGGAGUUUUUACAUAAAAAAAAGAGGUUGAUCUGGAACAAAUCAAGGACUGGAAUUAAAAAAACGAAAGGAAAAAAAAAACCAGCACAAUUCUGGAAAAAGUGUGGAACUGAAUGACCAGAAAGGAUUGGAAUAAAAAAAAAACAAAUAUAUGGUAAUAAAAAGGUCUGGAAUUUAAAAAAUGAUGGAAAAAAAUCCUGGAAAAAGUCUGCAAUUAAAAAAAAUCACCUGGAACAAGUCGAAAAAAAUUAUUGGAAUUUAAAAUAAUCAGGAACAAGCCACAAAAAGGUUUAGAGUUGAAAAAUUAAUCUAGAAUAAUACUCCAAAAGGUCUGGAAAUGGGGAAAAAAAUGCUGGAGGAAGUCUGGAAUUGAAAAUAAUUAUGGAAAAAAAAUCUGGAAUACACUUUUCUGGGCAAAAAAAAAAAAGGUUAAUUUAAAUGGGGUGAAGUAAAAAAAAUAAAAAAUCAUAAUUUUUAAAAAAAAAAUCUAAAGUUCUGGAGUUUCAAAAGUAAUCUGGAUGUCUAAAUAGUCUAAAUAACAUUUUAUUUAUUUAUUUUUUUAAACCCCACAAAGCUUGGUGUCCUUAAACUUUUGCCAGUCCGUGAUUGUGUAAUUAUUUUAUUAGAAGGAAACCAUAAUGCAAAAAACGGUGAUGUAAUCAUGAUGAUGCAUGAAACUGGCUGAAAAUGAAACGUUUUGCAGAGAAAAUGUUGAAUUGUUAGGAUAAGUGUGUUACUACUGACCUUUUAGGUUCUUCAUAAAUAGUUGUAGUGUUCCUGCUUGUAGCUUUUUGUGUAUGAAGUGUGUGGGAUUUAUUCUCCGAGAGAGAGAGAGAGAACAUGGCGUUCGAUGUGCAAUAGCUUCAUUCAGCUGUGUGUGAAACGUGGCUUUAACUUUAUCGAAGGGCGCGGACUUCGCCACGUGACGGUGAAAUCUGCAUGAGGAAUGUAACCAACAUUCUCUACUGUUCUGCAUUUUUUUUUUUUUCCUCCAGGAUGCAUCAAAACCAUUUUUUUUUCCAGUAUGAGUGCAUGUUCUUGGAACUCAUCAGUACUGAUACUGAAAUAACUACGUAAUAUUAAUCAUUCAUGGACUUCAGAAGAGCUUCUUUAGCUCAGUUUAUGUUUCUUUGAUUUGAAUAGAGUCCAUUGUAAGUGUACACGUGUGUGUUUAUGCAAUUGGACGACUACAAUCGUUCUUUCUGAUGCCAGUGAGUUGAUUUUCAAAAAAAAAAAGUGCAUUAGCUAGCUACAGCGGUUAACUUGGAAAAGUACAUUUUUGUCUUCAUUACAUUGGAAUUCUUUGUUUUAUCGUAGUAAAAUUAAAAUAAAUAAUAUAUAAAUAUUAAGAUAAAAAGUUAAGUUUUAAAAAUUAAAGUAAUUUUUAAAAUACAAUAACUUUAAUUUUUUUUUCCUCACCUGGCCAGUGUUCACUGCUAGGGGUCCCCCUCCGCAUUAAUCAUAAAAUAAGUCCUUAUCUCUGUCAUUAAGCGUCGUCACAUAGUUUAACGUGGUAUGAUGGCAGUUUUUUACGAGUUAUUGAACUCGGUAAAUGAGCAUUGGUGUUUGAGUAUUUGUAUCGAUGCAUUCCUGAUUUUAGUUGUUUGUGGAUUUUAAAAAAUGCACUUGAAGAUGAGCUAUAUUCGCUGAUCAUCAAUCAAGACUUAUUAUAAUCUUAAAACUAAUUCCAUAUUCAUUAAAGGAUGAUGAUGAAGAUGAUGUGGCAUCUGCAGUGUGUAAUUCGAAAAUGUGUUGCUUGAAAAUUCUUUGAUUGAGCCUAAAACUAAUGAACGAUACGUACUGUAUCAUGCUGUGAUCCAUUUCACAUUAUAUGAUUAAUAUACGCAGAUGAAAAAAGAUUGCUUGCCACUCGAGUGGCAAGCAGUCAAUCAAUCAAUAUUUACACUUGAUGUUAAACAUUGCAGAAAUGCUUGUAGUUAAGAAGCAAAAAAAAAAAAAAGCCUCAUUGAAAUGAUCUGUAUUUUGAUGAUGUAAUUUCCCUUGUACUUGAGAAGGUGCAACAUCAAAACGCACCUUAAGGGAAUUUUCCUUAGUGAGAUCUGAAUCUGAAAAACAUUCCGCAUUAAUGAGGUGUUAAUUAUUUCCGACUUCUUGACCUAUUCGAGAUGGUCAUGCCCGUCAGAAUGGGUGUAAAUACUUUUAGCGUCAUGGUCUAUAAGUACACAAAGUGUACACUUACAUUUACAGUUUAACUUGCUCUAAUUAUUAGGAGUUUCUUUUUCCAUAAUCCUGUCCCAUAAUUUCCACUGAUUCUGCACCCUUCCCUGGUGCUCUGAGGAGUCAUUAGAAAUGUAAAAAAAAAAGACCAAAAAAAAAAAAAAAGUGGACCACGUGUGUAAAAACUUUAGUUUGUUGGAGUGGAAAGGUUUUCUCUGUGUACCGUGACGAACGGAAAGCGACGUCGUGAAUCGACUCAUGCUGUGGUUUAUGUAACACACACCUGAUGAUGUAUGAAUCUGUCUGUAAUAAAUGGUCAUAAAUAAA